Messenger RNA from Parastagonospora nodorum SN15, 1368 nucleotides. RefSeq lists its product as hypothetical. NCBI's taxonomy places the organism in Eukaryota, Fungi, Ascomycota, Dothideomycetes, Pleosporales, Phaeosphaeriaceae. The coding region runs from base 1 to 1368 and encodes 455 amino acids. The record is from RefSeq and is a predicted model, not a curated record. Gene Ontology annotation, biological process: protein phosphorylation. Gene Ontology annotation, molecular function: RNA polymerase II CTD heptapeptide repeat kinase activity; ATP binding; cyclin-dependent protein serine/threonine kinase activity. Gene Ontology annotation, cellular component: nucleus; mediator complex. The transcript has 3 exons.
AUGGAGCGAAAGCGUGGACGCGAGAUGAAUCCUCCAUCUGCAGACCCACCAUCAGCAACACCCGUCGCCCGAGCUAAUCUGCCUGGCAGCGUUGCGGCAGCUUUCCACGGUCGGUACUUUCCAUGCUUUGUCCCUGCCCCAUCUUCCAUCUUCCGUCAGUCGGGUACAACAACAUUGAAACGGGUCAACGAGCGCUACAAGAUUGUGGGCUUCAUUAGUAGUGGUACCUAUGGCCGCGUCUACAAAGCUGAAGGCAAAAAUGGCCGCACUGGCGAGUUUGCCAUCAAGAAGUUCAAGCCGGACAAGGAGGGUGAGUUGCAGUACUCGGGCAUCUCGCAGUCCGCUAUUCGAGAGAUGGCACUUUGCACCGAACUUGCACAUCCCAAUGUCGUGCACACCGUGGAGAUAAUCUUGGAAGAAAAGUGCAUCUUCAUCGUCUUCGAGUAUGCCGAACACGACCUACUCCAGAUCAUCCAUCAUCACAAUCAGCCACAACGACAGGCCAUCCCAGCACGGACCAUCAAAUCAAUCCUGUACCAGCUUUUGCAAGGCCUCGUCUACCUCCACCGGAACUGGGUUAUGCACCGCGAUCUCAAGCCCGCCAACAUCAUGGUCACGAGCGCCGGUAAGGUAAAGAUUGGUGAUCUCGGCCUGGCGCGUCUCUUCUACAAGCCGCUGCAAUCCUUGUUUUCUGGCGACAAGGUCGUCGUGACUAUAUGGUAUCGCGCGCCUGAAUUGCUACUUGGUAGUCGUCAUUAUACGCCAGCAGUCGACUUGUGGGCUGUGGGAUGCAUCUUCGCCGAAUUGCUGUCGCUUCGACCGAUCUUUAAGGGAGAAGAAGCGAAGAUGGACAGCAAGAAAACCGUACCUUUCCAACGCAACCAGAUGCAGAAGAUUGUCGAGAUCAUGGGCAUGCCCAGCAAGGACCGAUGGCCACUGCUGACCGCAAUGCCCGAGUAUCCACAGCUCUCGUCCCUUAUAGCCGGAAACGCCGCACGGUUUGCUCGACCACAGGGCGGCGACGGUCUGGAUCGAUGGUACAACCAAACACUAAUCAACAAUCAAUACCCUGCAGGCCCUGGACCGGAAACCCCGGGUGCAGAGGGUCUCGCGUUGCUCAAGCAGUUACUCGAGUACGACCCACAGAAGCGGCUGACCGCGGAAAAGGCGCUUGAGCACAGGUACUUUACUGAACACGGCAAGCCGUCAGACAACUGCUUCGAGGACUCGAAGAUCAAGUACCCCGUUCGCAGGGUCAGCCAGGAGGACAACGAUAUUCGUACUUCUAGUCUACCGGGAACCAAGAGGAGCGGACUCCCUGACGAUUCCUUGAUGGGGCGGCCUGCAAAGCGACUGAAGGAGGGCUGA